Molecule: messenger RNA, 612 nt
Organism: Symphalangus syndactylus (siamang)
Lineage: Eukaryota; Metazoa; Chordata; Mammalia; Primates; Hylobatidae
Molecular function (GO): nucleic acid binding; RNA-DNA hybrid ribonuclease activity
Source: RefSeq, a predicted model, not a curated record
AUGGGCUGCCUGGGGAACCAGCAAGCUCCCAGGGCCUUUCUGCUGCUUCCUCUAUGCCUCUAUUUCACUCAGCUCUCUAACUUGACUCAGUUUCAGGAAGAGAUCUUACCGUGUGGACAUCUCAGUGAGUAUGAUGUGAAUGGCAUACUCACUGCUAAAGGAGACUUGUGGCUGUCAGACAACCGUUUACUUAAAUAUCAGGCUCUAUUACUUGAAGGGCCAGUGCUGCGACUGCGCAUUUGUGCAACUCUUAACCCAGCCACAUUUCUUCCAGACAAUGAAGAAAAGAUAGAACAUAACUAUCGACAAGUAAUUGCUCAAACCUAUGCCGCUCAAGGGGAUCUUUUAGAGGUUCCCUUGACUGAUCCCGAUCUCAACUUGUAUACUGAUGGAAGUUCCUUUGUAGAAAAAGGACUUCGGAAAGCAGGGUAUGCAGUGGUCAGUGAUAAUGGAAUACUUGAAAGUAAUCCCCUCACUCCAGGAAUUAGUGCUCAGCUGGCAGAACUAAUAGCCCUCACUGGGGCACUAGAAUUAGGAAAAGGACAAAGGAAUCAAAGCUGUAAAACUACAAAUAGUUCUUCAAAUGGAGCCCCAGAUGCAGUCCAUGACUAA